UUUUUUUGGUUUCAUGUUUAUUUACGAGAUCUCUCUUUCAGAUCGCUAAAUCAUUCAUUCACUUUACGAUCUCAUUCAUCACUUUCGAUUCUACAAUUCCAAUGAUCAUACCUUCUUCUUCUUCCUCAAAUUGCUCGUUUCUUCUAUCACAAACAAUUUGAUGCGAUUCUUUUGUUUUGAUUUACUUCAUUCAAUCCGUUUUCCUCAUGGAUUCCUCAACCAAGAUGAAAGUUGUAGAGGAGAAGGAGGACGACGAUCAAACAGAGGAGUUUGAACACUUUGAUGAUUUUACUCUCGCGUCCUCAUGGGAAAGGUUCAUAUCUGAAAUAGAAGCUGUUUGUCGUCAGUGGUUAGCUGAUGGUCCAAAGAAUUUGUUGCAUAAAGGAGCUGUUUCUUUCAACUCUUCCAAGAGUUUAUAUGCUGUUAAGUCUGAGUUGAAGUAUGCUGCGAAAAGCUAUAGCCUGGAAUACUACUUUGAACCUCAUAAUAAUGGAAAUUCUGAAGACUGGAGUUGCCAUAUGCAUGAUCAGCAGCUGUCUUUUGGAGUGAAAGAUUUCUUGGUUGUAACACCUCAAAGUGCAAGUGGUGUUGUUCUUGAUGCACCAGAGGCUAGCAAACUUCUGAGUGCAGUUGCUAUCGCUUUGUCAAAUUGCUCGAGUCUGUGGCCUGCAUUUGUUCCAGUGCAUGACCCUUCUCGGAAAGCUUACAUUGGCAUCCAGAAUAUGGGUACAGUUUUUACAAGAAGAUUUGAGGGAGAUCAUAUUAGUAGUCAGGUUCCCUUGAAAUUGAUGCAUUUGGAGGGACUCUACGAGUUAUUUGUUUCUAAAUUUGCCUAUUCUACAUUGGACCUAUCAAUGCAUCUUUUCAAGGUUCAUUUUACAAUGAAGUCAACAUACAGAACUUUUCCAUAUGGGGAUGACGAUGAAAUACCAGAGACAGACCUUGAUAUUACAAAUACUCAAAACGGAGCUGGAACUCGUGGUAGAACACAAUGGGAUGAUGAUUGUCCAUGGAGUGAAUGGUAUACAACUGAGGAUCCUAUAACAGGAAUCAAUUUGAUUGCGAUAUGGUCGGAGAGAACAGUUGAUAGUUCGCUGGAAAUGGCUGAAAUGGAAAAUGCCUCACCUCAUGAUGCUGGGAUGUGGUUUAUAUUCCCUGAUUUUUCAGAAAGCUUCACUGAUGGUUCUGUGGGAAACUUGAUUGGAUUUGCUUCACAAUUACGGCUUUUGGUGAAUGCACUAGAUAUGUCCUUUGAGGCUCAAUUCAUGGAAGAUUUUGUAUCAGCUGAAAACUCAGGGUCUGAUAAUUUGAAGUCCUCGGCAAUUAUUCCACCACCAACUGUUCUUGAUCGCGUACUCAAAGAUAUAUUUCAUGGGGUUGUAGCCCCGUCCACUGAUUCUACUGCUAAUGAGCAUAAGCAUUCUCGAACCAUUAAAGGCGCACCACUUCAAUCACUAUUUGCACAGUUCUGUCUGCAUGCUCUUUGGUUUGGAAGCUGCAAUAUCCGAGCUAUUGCAGUACUAUGGAUAGAAUUUGUUCGAGAAGUUCGCUGGUGUUGGGAAGAAAUUCAACAACUACCGCGGAUGCCAACAAAUGGUGUAAUUGACCUAUCAACAUGUUUAAUAAACCAGAAACUUCACAUGCUUGCUGUAUGCAUACAUAUGAAGCGUCAAUUGCAUCAAGAUGGAGAACGACAUGAUUAUUUCUCCGCUGAAGAGGAGGAAUUCAACAUGAUGAAUGAAGUGAGUGAGACCGUUACUAAUGAAGAAGAAAGCUUGAAUUCAUGCUCAGGAGAUUCUAAAGCUUCUCUGUUUAGCUCGAAGCACGAAGCUGAGGACACCGUGAAUUCUAAUAUUUCAAGUUUCUCAUCGCAUAGUAGGAGAGGAUCAGCUGAUGUUUCAGAUAUGAUGCUUCUGAACUCCAAUAAGAGGAUGCAUGUUCCACUUACUCAAGAUCCACCUCUUAUGACAGAAGACAUGCAUGAAGAAAGAAUACAAGCUGUUGAAGCUUUGGGUGAUUCAUUUAGUUUUUCUGCGCAGUUGGAGAAAGACAUACUAUCUUCAGAUAUGUCAGCUUUCAAAGCUGCAAACCCAGAUGCUGUUUUUGAAGAUUUUAUCAGAUGGCACUCACCAAAAGAUUGGGAAAGUGAGGAAAAUGAUAAUUUGGGUAAAUCUUUACAAGACGUAAAAACUAGAUGGCCUCCACGUGGAAGACUGUCAGAAAGAAUGUCAGAUCAUGGAAAUUCAUGGCGCAAAAUUUGGAAUGAGGCGUAUCCUUUUCCAGCUUCUGAGCAGAAGCCACUCAUGGAUCCUAGCCGAGAAGCUGAAAAGAUUCUUCACUAUUUUGAAACACUACCGCCUCAUCAGCUGCUAGAACAAAUGGUUUGUACUGCUUUCAGAGCAUCAGCUGAUACUUUAAACUUGUCAAGUUUUGGUAAUUUGAAGCAAAUGACCACCAAAAUUGGCCAACUUUACCCCACAAUGGCUUCAACAUUGAGGCCUUUGCAAGCAAAUCGCCUUUCUGGCAAGAGUGAAACCAUUGAAGACAUUAGAAGGCUUUGUUCUGUUUUCGAACAUAUUGAGAAAUUAUUAACCGUCGCAGCAUCUAUUCAUCGGAAGUUCUUGCAAGCACCUCGACUGGAAGAAGCAAUUUUCACCGAUUACUUCAACUUUUACCUUCCAAACCUGGGGACAGGAUUGGUUGAAGAUAAUCUUGAUCAGGAACUGAUAAAGAAACAGCAGCGGGUGAGAAUGCAGGAAAGAGGGGUGAUUUCGAACAUGUUCACACAGCCAACAGCAAAUCAGUCGUGGAGGAAGGUUUUAAGUAUGGGCAAUCUUCUCAAUGGUCACGAGCCCGUACAAAGAGAGAUUGUGUUCGCAUUACGGGACAAGGUGAGUGGCAGUUAUUACGCAGCCCGGAGCCCUAAUGAACUGCAAGAAGAGGAAAUAGAAACAUACAGAAUGUAUAUAUCGGGGACAUCCAAUGAUCUCCAUGUGGCACUCUCUGUUGCAUCUUGCGAUUGAAUAUGACUACUAAUUAUUGAAGAGCAAUGGUUAUUCUUUUUUCCUUAUUCUCAAUUGUACUUGAAGGUUGUUAGAUUGAAUGUUUGAAUGUUUUGAAAGUGUCUUAUUUAUGGUUUUGGUUCGAUUUCAUGUGCUACUAAUUUGAUGUAUUAAUUUAUGCGCUAUUUAUGAGAAUCGGUUUGCAUUCAUUUAUUUACAUAGUCUUGAAAUGCUUA
Messenger RNA from Impatiens glandulifera, 3238 nucleotides. Its product is annotated as rab3 GTPase-activating protein catalytic subunit. Gene Ontology annotation, molecular function: GTPase activator activity. The transcript has 22 exons. Lineage: Eukaryota; Viridiplantae; Streptophyta; Magnoliopsida; Ericales; Balsaminaceae. The coding region runs from base 207 to 3023 and encodes 938 amino acids. The record is from RefSeq and is a predicted model, not a curated record. Gene Ontology annotation, biological process: positive regulation of GTPase activity.